Messenger RNA from Cladophialophora bantiana CBS 173.52, 1257 nucleotides. RefSeq lists its product as uncharacterized. Gene Ontology annotation, cellular component: fungal-type cell wall. Bases 1 to 1257 code for a protein of 418 amino acids. The transcript has 2 exons. The record is from RefSeq and is a predicted model, not a curated record. Gene Ontology annotation, biological process: fungal-type cell wall organization; carbohydrate metabolic process. Gene Ontology annotation, molecular function: hydrolase activity, hydrolyzing O-glycosyl compounds; glycosyltransferase activity. Lineage: Eukaryota; Fungi; Ascomycota; Eurotiomycetes; Chaetothyriales; Herpotrichiellaceae.
AUGUAUUCUCCCAAGGCCACCUUCGCCCUUCUCUCCCUCCUCUCCACCGCCUUUGCUCAGACUUUCACAUCAUGCAAUCCCUUGGAGCGGACAGACUGUCCACCCAACACCGCGCUAGGUGUCGCCAAUUACUCCAUCGAUUUCACCCAAUAUACCAUGUCAGAUAAGGUCUGGAAUGUCACAGCUGGCGGCAUCAAUUAUGGAGAUGAUGGCGCCGAGUUUACAAUCGCCCAGCGCGGCCAGUCCCCCACGGUCCAGACAAACUUUUACCUUUUCUUUGGCCAAGUCGAGGUGAUUAUGAAGGCUGCCAAGGGUCAAGGCAUAGUGUCUUCGAUGGUUUUGCAGUCAAUGGAUCUGGAUGAGGUGGAUUGGGAAUUCAUCGGAGGAAACAACUCAUACGUUGAGACCAACUUCUUCAGCAAGGGCAAUCAGACAGAUUACGGCAACGCCAUCUGGUAUCCCAUCAAUGAUCCUCAAAACGAGUGGCACAACUACACCUUGGAUUGGUCCAAGGAAAAGCUUGAUUGGAUCGUCGAUGGAAACAUCAUUCGCACUUUGACAUACGAUGAGGCCAACAACGGUCUCAAAUUCCCUCAGACUCCUUGCGACGUCAGACUCGGUAUUUGGGCCGGUGGUGAUCCUAAAAUGCCAAAGGGUACGAUUGAAUGGGCAGGUGGAGAGACCAACUACGAUGAUGUUCCCUUCACCAUGACCGUCAAGUCUGUCAGAGUGUCAGACGCCAGCAGAGGUACUCAGUACGUCUAUGGCGACACCUCUGGGAGCUGGCAGAGCAUCAAGAUUCUCAAUGACACUAAACCAAUCCAACUCGACGGCGAAAACAGCCAAUCCAGCACCCAAUCCAUAGAACAAAAGUGGAAUGGCCUGCCCCAGAAGACCAAGUACAUCAUCAUCGGCGUCGUCUGCGGUGUUAUCGCACUCUGCAUCCUCAUCUUCGCCUUCUGCUGCAUGCGCCAGCGCCGCGCCGGCAAGCACGAGAAACUCGUCGAAGAUGCCAAAUACGAAAAAAUCACGGCCGAGGUCAUGGCAUAUCGGGCUGAUAUGUCGAGAAUGCGGGCCGAGCAGAAGAUGAUGGGGACAAGCGUCCAUGUUAGCCCGGUGAGUCCGAUGAUGGGAAAUGCAGGAGCCACCAUCCAAAACUAUGGUCAUCCCUCGCCGAUGAUGGGUGGCACGCGGAGUCCGAAUCCUGGAUAUGGAUAUGCGAACAGCGGAUAUGCGAGAGGCUACCAGAAAUAUUGA